UUGAUCGGAUUAGUUUUUGCUGUCUUUCAGAUGAAAAUAGGCAGUGUGACGGUGACGCUGGUUGCUACCAGUAUAUGUCUUCUAGGACUAUACCAGCUACUGUCUGGGAUAACAUGGCUGCGCUACAAUGGAUUCCUGAGACUUGUACCGAGCUUUAGAUUCUAUUUCAAGUUGAGAAGAGAUCACAUGAAGUCCAAGUGUCAUGUGCAAGAUUCACAGUCAAUAACGUGCAAAAACACGACAGUGAGGAGACUAGAUCCGUUGCAUCCCUCCGUUCUGCCAUAUAUUCCCCAUUUUCCGCCGCUCAAAUGUAGACGACAGGCAUCGGUGGUUGAAAGUAAAGUUGACAGAGAAGGAUAUUUGACGCUAAUUAUAAUCAAAAACAAUUCCAGGCUAACCGACAGCGUGCAGUGCUAUUUUCAAUACAUACGACACCCGACAAAACCUUACAAAGAGGACGAGGCAUUUGUUUUAAGUAAAAGGAUUUCUUUACCCCCAGAAAACAGAGUAAAACUUCAGGAAGAUUUCGUGUAUGUUUCUUGCAUUAACAGAGCCGGAUACAAAGUCUAUGAAAAUUUCCAUCUCCACAUGGUAAAAAGAGAUGAGCCUAUUUCCAAAAAAUACUCUGAAACAACGGGAAAACAACCGAGGCUGAAUGUGUUAAUUAUGGUCAACGACGGAGUGUCGUUAUCUAGCGCCGCUCGAUAUAUUCCAAAAACGCUUCAAUAUCUGUCCAAUGAAAUGAACGGGACCAUCUUUACCGGGUUUCAUGCACUGGGUGAGAAUUCGUUGCCUAAUAUAUUUCCGGUUCUGACAGGAUUACCCCAUUCUGAGGCCAGUAUCGAUGCUCCGUUCAUAUGGAAACAUUUCUCAGAGCAGGGUUACAAGACGUUUUACUUGGAAGACACAGUAACAGCCACGAUCAGUUAUAUAGGAGAUGGGUUCGCUAAACCACCAACAGACUACUACACACAUCCAUUCUGGGUGGCAAUGGAAAAUUCGUCCUUGUAUUGGGACUCACAGACUUUCUGUCUUGGUGAUAUGCCUAUACAUCGCAUUGCAAUUCAAUAUUUGGCCAAUUACGUGGAAAAACACCGAUACCAGUCAUAUUUUGCUCUUUAUUUUCUUAAUGCAAUAAGUCAUCAUUCAGACACGGUUAUUCAGUUGGGAGAUGAGGAUUAUCGACACUUUUUAAUAGACCAAAAGGGAAGAGGCUAUCUUAACAACACGAUAAUGCUAUUUAUGAGUGAUCAUGGUUCAAGGUUUGGGAGGAUACGCUCAACCCCUAUUGGUCACCUAGAAGCCAGAAACCCUAUGCUAAUAAUGGUUCUGCCACCAUGGCUCAGGCAGCAGUAUCCGCACAUAGCAACAGCUGUGAACUCGAAUGCAGACCGACUGGUUACUCCAUACGAUAUCCACGCCACGUUGUUGGAUAUCCUUCACUCGCAUUUACCAACUGUCACAGAGAGUACCGAUGGCAAAAAACAUAAAGGCGGAUCAGGGAAAGGAUUAAGUUUGUUCCGAAAUCUCCCCAGCAGAAGGACGUGUGCCUCAGCAGGUAUACCAGAAGACACCUGCACUUUAUGUACACCACUGGAACCAACUUUUCUAGAUGUCAAUUCUCAGAAAGCACACUUAAUUGCCAGCACCGUAUUGACCAGAAUAAAUGACAUCAUCAAUGCGACAUCUGAGUGCGACUUCCUACACAUUUCAAAGAUUAUCUAUAUCGCCAUGAUAUCUGACAAGAGACCCUGUUUUACAUAUAGUGUAAUUAUUAAGACAGUACCAGGGAGGGGAAUAUUUGAAGCUUCCGUGCGUGAAACGACGGCAACGGCUUCUGUCUCCACAGAGAGCCCAUACUUUGUUAUCACCCCAGUCAUACGACUCAGUCUCUACGACAGCAACUGUUGCUGCACCGAAGACAAUGGCCUGAAUAAGUACUGUCACUGUAAAAUGACAACAAAACCAAUGCGCAGAAAAGCCAUCCCUAACGGACAUUAGAAAGCCGGAAUGCAGUAAAACUGACAGUUUACCUGGCACUGCAUUUACCACCAGCUACAUUGAGCCAUUUACGGUCUACUAAAGCCAUAUAAUUAUAGAAAGAUUAAGUCUAUACUUAGUAAUUCUAUUGUUUUACUGAUGCGUAUAUAUUGAUAUUAUCAGUUGUAUUGGUUCUGAUUCAUUUACCAAUCAAAAUUACAGUGGAGAGUCGAAAAAGAUAUUGUACCAUAUUAAAGGGAUUACAACUCUUAGUAUGAGAUUCAUA
Lingula anatina is the source of this 2266-nucleotide messenger RNA. RefSeq lists its product as uncharacterized. The record is from RefSeq and is a predicted model, not a curated record. NCBI's taxonomy places the organism in Eukaryota, Metazoa, Brachiopoda, Lingulata, Lingulida, Lingulidae.